CUCUUUAGUUAGGAGAUAAAUAUAUGACAACUUCCUGUUAAUUUUUUCUCACGUUGUUUUCGUUUUGCAUUUAACUCAAGUGAUUAACCAACAAAUUAACCCAAGAUGUCGAUGAGAAAUCUAAACAAAGCGAGAGCUCGCUCUCACAAAGAAAGGAGCCAGCCUCAAUAUAGGGAACAUCUAGGAACCCUUGAAAAGAAAAAAGAUUACAAGUUGAGAGCAGAAAACUAUCAGAGAAAACAGAAUACUUUGAAGUCAUUGAAAAGAAAAGCCCUUGAUAAAAAUCCAGAUGAAUUUUAUUUUAAAAUGGUCAACACUCAGAAAGUGGAUGGAGUCCAUGAAAAGAAAGAAAGCAGCGAACCAGUGCAUACAGAUGCUGAAAUCAAACUUAUGUAUUCACAAGAUCAAAGAUAUGUCACUAUGAAAAGAACAUCAGAAUUGAAGAAAAUAGAGAAAUUAAAGAGCUCCUUGCACCUACUCGACAGUGAUGAGAAACCAAAAAAUAAACAUAUCAUUUUCGUUGAUUCUAAAAAAGAAGCGAAAGAAUUUGAUGCUGCAAAGUAUUUCAAUACACAUCCCUCGUUAGUGAACAGAACAUACAACAGACCAACAACUGAGAUGUUAAAGAAAGGUUUCCAUAAUGACAGUAUGGAUGAAGCAACUUUACAGGAAAUUGCUGAUGAAAAGAAAAAGAAAUAUAAACAAUUGAAAAAGAGGAUAGAGAGAGAAAAGGAACUCCACAUCAUAUCACAAAAAAUGGAUGUAAAGAAACAUUUAUUAGAUAAAAAAGCAAAGAAGUUAAAAAUGAAAGAUGAGACAAGGGAAGCUCCCGCACAGUACAGAUGGGUAUUCAAAAGACAAAGAUGAGGAAAAAUAUAUAGCUUGAUGGAUGAACUAUUUAUCAGAGUAUACAAUAAAAGUAUCCAUUCUAAGAAGUUACGCUGAAGAUAAGAUUGGGAAAUGGUAGUGCAUUUAAAUUAAUGUAAAGCAUUGUAAUGUAAAUUGAGUACAUUUUGUUUUAUUAUAUAUAAAACAUUAAGAUUUGAAUUGCAUCAGAAAAAAAUGACAUCUGGUUGUAUACAUUUGUGCAAUAAAAUUAUCAAAACU
Molecule: messenger RNA, 1107 nt
Organism: Mytilus trossulus (common blue mussel)
Lineage: Eukaryota; Metazoa; Mollusca; Bivalvia; Mytilida; Mytilidae
Product: probable U3 small nucleolar RNA-associated protein 11
Exons: 8
Coding region: 106-867 (253 amino acids)
Biological process (GO): rRNA processing
Cellular component (GO): nucleolus; small-subunit processome
Source: RefSeq, a predicted model, not a curated record